AUGGACGUCAACGAGGCCAUGCUCGAGGUGAGACGGGCUGGUGGUGCUGCUGUUGCUUGUGCGCGUGCAUGUGCUGCUGUUGUUGCUUGUGCGCGUGCAUGUGCUGCUGUUGUUGCUUGUGCGCGUGCAUUUGCUGCUGCUGUCCGCAUGUGUGGGUGGAGUGGAGUGGACUGCAUGGACGUCAACGAGGCCAUGCUCGAGCCGGGAGGUGCUAAAGCGCUGCUUUCAUUGGAUGAUGUCUGUGACCCUCUAACCACUUCGCCUUCCACCCUCUCCUCUCAACUCCUCUCAACUCCUCUCAACUCCUCUCAACUCCUCUCAACUCCUCUCCUCUCCUCUCCUCUCCUCUCCUCUCCUCUCCUCUCCUCUCAACUCCUCUCCUCUCCUCUCAACUCCUCUCCUCUCCUCUCAACUCCUCUCCUCUCCUCUCAACUCCUCUCCUCUCCUCUCAACUCCUCUCCUCUCCUCUCAACUCCUCUCCUCUCCUCUCAACUCCUCUCCUCUCCUCUCAACUCCUCUCCUCUCCUCUCAACUCCUCUCCUCUCCUCUCAACUCCUCUCCUCUCAACUCCUCUCCUCACAACUCCUCUCCUCUCAACUCCUCUCCUCUCAACUCCUCUCCUCUCAACUCCUCUCCUUUCCUCUCCUUUCCUCUCCUCUCCUCUCCUCUCCUCUCAACUCCUCUCCUCUCCUCUCCUCUCCUAUCCUCUCCUCUCCUCUCCUCUCCCCUCCCAUCCUCUUCCUCCUUCCCCCAUAUCUGCGCACGAAGCACCGCCCAACGAGAAUCCAUCGGGUGGACGAGUUGAGGGAGACGCUGAAAAUCUGCGCACCACCUCUUCCUUCCCCUCCGGACCUGCGCACAAAGCACCGCCCCACGAUAAUGCGCCGAGUAGACAAGCACAGGGAGGACCUCCGCACCAAGCAUCGUCCCACAAUAAUGCACCGAGUAGACGAGAGGAGGGAGGUGCUCAAGCGCUGCCGCAACACACGCACCGCCAAGAUCCACGCGGAGGCCCUGGCCGUUCUGCAGAGGCUCGCACCGCACAGCACCGCGCUCGGCUCCCCUCUCGGCCCGUCCUCCUCCCACGCCUCCCCGCUGUCUAUCCCUUCAUCGUGGCAGGAGCUCACUGGUCCGCCUCGCCUACAUGGUCAUGCUCAUGGGUCGGUUUCAGCAUCAGCGUCAAAAGCUGCAGUGAGGCGAGCCGGAGGAGGAGCAGGGAGAGGGGUGGGUGAGUCUGUGGGAGGUGGGACGGCAGUGGCUGUUGCUGCAGCAGCACUGGCGUCGGUGUCAGAAGGGAGAGAGACGGAUGGAAGAAACGCGUCUGUGUCUUCCACUGCUGCUGCUGCAGCUGCUGCUGCAGCUGCUGCUGCUGCUUCUGCUACUGCUGGUACCUCUGAAACGGCUGCCAGCAGUUACCAGCAGCGGAUGAAGCGGUCUCCUGAGCUGCUGCUGCGAAGCGGGUCCUUUGCCCCUGGCAGCAGCAGCAGCAGCCGCAUGAACCCGGUUCCAUCCCUUGCGCUGGAUGCGAGAGAUGAGAGCUCGAAUGCUGCCGCCACCGCCCCUGCAGAUUCUGCUGAAGCUCCCACCACCACUGCUGCUAGUGUCGCUGCUGCUGUCAGUGCUGUGAGUGCAAGCAGCUCUGCCACCACAUGCAGCAAGAGCAAGGGCAAGAGUAAGAGUAAGGGGUCGUCCCAGAUAGAGUCAGAUCUCUCCCCCACCUUCUCGCCCCCCUCCUCCCCCUCCUCCCCCCCCUCAUCCGACUUCUCCCCCCCGUCCCCCGGUUCUCCCUCAGUUGCUUUGGAGGGGGAUGGGUUGUUUCAGGACGGUGAGGGUACUGGGAAGGAGAAAGGGAGGAGGGAUGAGAGGUUUGGUGGGAAGGACAAGGGAGAGAAGGAGCGGGAGGGCAAGAGGGAGAAGGUGCGGGAGAAGAGGCGAGAGGGGGAGGGGAGCAGGACGGAGAAGGGGAGAGCGAAGGAGGAAAUGGGUGGUGAUUUGAAGGGAGGUCGCGGUGCUGGCGGUUUGGCGUCAGACUCGUUACAGUCACAUUUCCGACAGUCACAUUCACUUUCUGGGCAUCAGCCCAGUGCAGGGAGGGGCGCGGAUAAUAGCGGUAAAGGGGCGAGCAGUAAGGGGGAUGUCAGGGAGUGGAGAGCAGCGGGAGGGAGAGGCAGGGGCAUUCGGCCACACAGUUUAAACGAAAGACGUAGCCCUGGGCUGGGAAUUGGGGUGGGCAUGGGUGUGGGUGGUGGGGGGGAGGGAUACCCCCCUCCGCACCACCAUACGGACAGGGCAGGCCAUGCUGCUCCAAUUCGGGAGUCCAGGAGUGUUGCUGCUUCUCACAGUGGCUCUGGUGCUGGCGCGGGUGCUGGUGGCAAUGCUGGUGUUGGUGGUGGUGGCAGCGGUGGUGGAGACGCAAGGGUGCAUGGGAGGAUAGGCAGGACGAGCAGUGCGGAUGUGUGGAGAGUGGCAGAGAGGGGUGCUGGUGGUGGUGGGAGAGGAGGAGGGGGUGGAGAGGAGCAGGAGGAACGGAGGGAUGGGGAGGGGUUGGGAGGGGUGGAAGGGGGGAAGGGGGGUGCGGAGAGCAGAGGAGGGCGGCAUGUGCGGGUUGAAGUGGCGACGGAGUUGCAAGCACAGGUGGCGUGGCUGAAGGAGCAGCUGGUGUUUGCAUUGGAGGCGAGAGAUGAAGCCAUUCUCAGAGCCGAGGCACUACAGGCAGCCAUGGUGGAGAUGGGGCAGUCCACCACCAACCAGGCCCUCGCUGCUAAGAUUGACGAGCUGGAGAAUGCACUGAUUGUGGCUCGGAAACAGAUAGAGGCGCACAGGAGGGAGAUCGCGCAGCAGCAAAGGGCAAUGGAGGCCCAACAGGAGGCGUCUACACGUUUGCUUCUGGAACAACAAGAGGAAGCAGCGCGAGCACUGGUGGAGGCAGUGAGGGGGAAGGAUGCGGAGAUGGAGAGGGAGGUGGGGGCGCUGCUGGGCGCGCUGAGGGGCAAGGAGGAGCGCAUGAGAGGGGAGAUUGAGGAGUUGCAGGACAAGGUGGAGGAGAGAGACGCGGAGAUUGGGCGGCUUGCCAGGAGGCUGGAGCGGGCAGCCAAGGAUAUGGAGGACAUUAUAGCGGCCAACGCGCAGCAGGUGGAGACUCAGAAGAACGUCAUUGAGAUGCUCGCGGAGAGUAGUCGGGACGCGAGGCAGAAGCUGGCAGCCAUGGAAGAGAGGGCUGUGGCGGCAGAGAGGCAGAAGCUGGCAGGCAUGGAGGAGAGGGCGGUGGCAGCAGAGAGGUCAGUGAGUUAG
Messenger RNA from Closterium sp. NIES-65, 3291 nucleotides. The record is from the annotation of a GenBank genome assembly. Lineage: Eukaryota; Viridiplantae; Streptophyta; Zygnematophyceae; Desmidiales; Closteriaceae.